GUUUUCAUUUUCUGUCAAAUCCAGUGUCACAACUUUUUAAUGGACUGGAAAUUUGUAAAAACUGUUUUGGAGAAGUUUUUCUAAAUUUGUGAGCUCAAGCAGAUAUCCACUGGUUUAAAAAUGCACAAGCUUAAACUAAACCAGAAGGAUAAAGUGAAAAAGUUCAUUUCUCUUACACAAACCGGAGAACAAACAGCAAUCUAUUGCUUGCAAAACAAUGAUUGGAAACUCGAUUUAUCCUGUGACAACUAUUUCCAAAAUCCAGACAUCUACUACCGAGAGCUGGACCGUAAGAAAGUUGAGCAACUUUUCAAUCGUUAUCGUGAUCCCGCUGAUCCGAACAAGAUAAACUCCGACGGGGUUGUAAAAUUCCUAGAUGAUCUUUAUCUUAGUCCGGAGUCGAAGCUAGUGUUGAUUAUUGCAUGGCGAUUCAAGGCAGAAACCCAGUGUGAGUUUAGCAAGGAUGAAUUCGUAAAUGGGUUCAGUGACUUAGGUGUAGAUAGCAUAGAUAAGCUUAAGGCUAAGCUGCCCUUACUCGAAGUGGAACUAAAGGAUGCGAUGAAGUUUAAGGAUUUUUAUCAAUUCACCUUCAAUUACGCUAAAGAUCCGGGUCAAAAAGGACUGGAUCUGGAAAUGGCUAUCGCCUACUGGAAUAUAGUGCUUAAGGAUAGGUUCAAGUUCCUGGAUCUAUGGUGUAAAUUUCUUGUGGAAAACCACAAAAGGUCAAUUCCUAAAGAUACCUGGAACCUACUUUUGGAUUUUGCUACUUUCAUCGAUGAUAGCAUGUCCAAUUAUGAUGCGGAGGGUGCCUGGCCGGUGCUGAUUGAUGACUUUGUCGAAUGGUGCCAGCAGCAGAACAAAGUAAGCCAUCCGUCUGUGAUCACUUCUACUAGCGCAGUUGGCAAUGUUUACUUACCGUCCACAUCUUCGUCAGCCGUUUCUUCGCCAUCAUCGACGAUGAACAAUCCCUACAGUUCCAGCAAAGGAAAUCCGUACAGCAGCAGCAGUAGCAGCAGUACGGCUAACAUGUACUACUAGGAGAACACUGCUGUAAUUGUGGUUGUUUCUCCUUUACUGUUUCAUAAAGGCUGUCAUCGUACAUAUUUGAAUGGAUACGACCUGUUUUUUUGUUAUUCCUUAUAUCGAACAUAUUCAUGGCAACAGACAUUGCUUGCGUAUUCUUUUGCCAUCGAACUUCGAUGUCCACUCUUAUAUGCAGGACAUUCUCACCACAAGAACAAACUCCCUGUUUCCGUUUGCUUCUUGAAAUAAAGAAUUAAAUUCAAAACUAUGUUGCAUCUUGUACGGAAUGACACAAUUGAAUCGACUCACACAUACGCGAAGAAUCUGUUUAUUCGUAGUACAUAGUCAGGCCAUAAUAGAAAUGAAGAAUUCUUGGUGGGUGUACAGACAUGUGACAGUGUUUGCAGUCAAUAUCUUGCAACAAAAUCAGUUUGAAUGUUAGAGAUAGUAGUGCAAAAUACUUUCUGUUAAAUACAAAUCUUUGGAGUAAACGAAACAAAGAAGAUCUAUUUGGAUUCAUUGAAUGUUGAAUAAAUCUACACUUAUAAUGAAUGAUAACUACCCUCAUUGAGAUUAGGUGUAAGAAAUUAA
This is a messenger RNA of Malaya genurostris, 1614 nucleotides long. RefSeq names its product DCN1-like protein (gene SCCRO). The transcript has 3 exons. Bases 121 to 1038 code for a protein of 305 amino acids. Gene Ontology annotation, cellular component: ubiquitin ligase complex. Gene Ontology annotation, molecular function: cullin family protein binding; ubiquitin-like protein binding; ubiquitin conjugating enzyme binding. Gene Ontology annotation, biological process: positive regulation of ubiquitin-protein transferase activity; protein neddylation. The record is from RefSeq and is a predicted model, not a curated record. NCBI's taxonomy places the organism in Eukaryota, Metazoa, Arthropoda, Insecta, Diptera, Culicidae.